This is a messenger RNA of Brachypodium distachyon (stiff brome), 1592 nucleotides long. Its product is annotated as protein NCA1. Lineage: Eukaryota; Viridiplantae; Streptophyta; Magnoliopsida; Poales; Poaceae. Gene Ontology annotation, biological process: protein ubiquitination. The record is from RefSeq and is a predicted model, not a curated record. The coding region runs from base 183 to 1322 and encodes 379 amino acids. The transcript has 8 exons. Gene Ontology annotation, molecular function: ubiquitin protein ligase activity; protein binding.
UUCGCCUUUCUCUGGCUCUCGCGUCUCGCCUCGUCUUCCCCAACUACCUUCCUCUCUCCUUCACCACCCGCGUCGGCACCAAAUCCCUCCACGCCUCUCGAUCCCUCGCCGUCGCCAGCGUCGCAGCUAAAACUCUACGUCGCUCUGGUGGCCGCCUCCGGGUACGUAAAGAAUUAAUUACCAUGAGCUCUCUCUGCCCUUUCGCAAAAGCUACCACUGGUGGUGGUGGUGUAUGCCCCAUGAAAUCUGACAAGAACAGCAGCACGGUCAAAUCUAACAAGAAUGACAGCAGCAGUGUAUGCCCAGUAACCGGCAAGAAUAACGGCGAAGAGCACAAGGAAAGUGGCACCGACCAUGCCGGAGAAGAGAGUCCUGACCCUCGUAUGGUGCCUGCCAAGUGCCCCUUUGGCUAUGACUCCAACACGUUCAAGCUCGGUCCCCUCAGUUGCAUGGUCUGCCAGGCACUGCUCCAUGACACAAGCAAAUGCAAACCAUGCUCGCAUAAGUUCUGCAAGACAUGCAUAUCACGAUUUAAAGACUGCCCGUUAUGUGGUGCUGACAUAGAGGGGGUCGAGCCAGAUCCCGAACUCCAGGCCCUUGUUGAUCGCUUCAUUGACGGCCAUGCCCGAAUCAAGAGAUCACUUGCUGGAGGGGGCGUGGAAGAAGUCGAUGGCAAGAGCAAGGUGAUAUAUGAGGAUGUCUCCAUGGAAAGAGGUGCUUUUCUGGUGCAGCAGGCUAUGAGGGCUUUUCGUGCACAGAACAUUGAAAGUGCCAAGUCAAGGCUCAGUAUGUGUGCAGAAGACAUCAGGGAGGAGUUGAAAUCUGCAGAAGAUAACCUAGAUCUAUGUUCUCAGCUUGGGGCAGUCUUAGGAAUGCUUGGGGAUUGCUGUCGGACCUUGGGAGACGCUUCUUCAGCGAUCACUUACUAUGAAGAAAGUGCUGAGUUUCUCUCAAAAUUGCCCACAAAGGAUCUUGAGUUGGUCCAUACACUCUCAGUUUCACUCAAUAAAGUUGGAGACCUUCGCUACUAUGGUGGGGACCUACAAUCUGCAAGAAGUUACUAUGCUCGUUCAUUGAGUGUUCGCCAAAAGGCAGUAAAGGAACACCCGUCUGUGGCCUCCCAGGUAAUUGAUCUAGCAACUUCUCUAGCCAAAGUCGCGGAUGUUGAUAGAAAUCUAGGUAACCAAGAUGCGGCAGUCGAAGGUUUUGAGGAAGCCAUCAAGUCCCUUGAGAAGUUGAAUCUGGAUUCUGAGCAAGCUGGUCUUGAGCAACGGCGCCGCUCCGUUCUUGACUUUCUGCACAAACAGUUGGAUUCGAAGUAAUGCAGAUGGUCUGCCAGGCCGAGGUAUCGUUGGGGGAGUACAAGUCUGAAGACCAUGCAUCGUCGAUCAUAGAUCUAAUACCAACAUAUUAGUCUGCACCGUAUCAUGCAUGCUGUUUCGCUUCUGCCAGUGUAAAUGUGCUGGUCUUGUAUAUGCACCAUCGUGUAUAACUUCAUGUGCAUCUCUGCUGCUUAUAAAGUCACCAACACAUUCAUUUCUAGAUCUACACAGACCUUUCCCAUCUCACAAUUAACAAACAAUUAGGUGAUU